This is a messenger RNA of Panthera uncia (snow leopard), 786 nucleotides long. RefSeq names its product family with sequence similarity 89 member A (gene FAM89A). The record is from RefSeq and is a predicted model, not a curated record. Bases 50 to 598 code for a protein of 182 amino acids. The transcript has 2 exons. Lineage: Eukaryota; Metazoa; Chordata; Mammalia; Carnivora; Felidae.
CGGGUGGCGGCGGCGGCGGCGGGACAGGCGCGUGGCCGGGUCCGGCGCGAUGAGCGGGGCCGGAGCCGCUCCGGGGGCGGCGGACGCGGUCCGGGGGCUGCGGGUGGACGGACUGCCCCCUCUGCCCAAGAGCCUGAGCGGGUUGCUGCACUCGGCGUCGGGCGGCGGCGCGUCGGGGGGCUGGCGACACCUGGAGCGUCUGUACGCGCAGAAGUCGCGCAUCCAGGACGAGCUGAGCCGCGGGGGCGCGGGCGGCGGCGGGGCCCGGGCCGCGGGGCUGCCCGCCAAGCCUCCCAACCUGGACGCCGCGUUGGCCCUGCUCCGCAAGGAGAUGGUUGGCCUCCGCCAGCUGGACAUGUCCUUGCUCUGCCAACUCUACAGCCUAUACGAGUCCAUUCAGGAAUAUAAGGGAGCAUGCCAGGCAGCCUCCAGCCCGGACUGCACCUACGGCCUGGAGAACGGCUUCUUCGAGGAGGAGGAGGACUAUUUCCAGGAGCAGAACACCCUCCACGAUGGGAGGGAGCGGGGCCCUCCACGGGACCUGCCGCUGCCCGUCUCCCCGCUCUCCAGCAGCGACUGGAUUCUCGAAUCCAUCUAGAAAGGGCUCUCCGCCGAGAGGCCACUGCUACUACCGGACCACCAGCAUUUGCCUCUCCUCUUGAAGAAAGCUCCUCUCCUCCAUCGUGGGCGGUCGUCGGGCGCCAGCGGCCGGUGCUGUCAAUUUAAUCUGGAGGACACACGUGGCAGGGUGUUCUGGUGGCCGGAGUUUGUGCCUGGGCGAUCCAG